AUGGGUGUCAUGCAGGGAGCGAAAAGAAGCAGUGUAACAAGUACGAAAAGCAAAACCAAAAACAAACAACUUCGAGCAAAGAGCAAAAAAUGUCGACUUGUAUUCCACAAUACUACGUACUUCAAGGAAAUAAAUCAAACAAUACAUUCUGCUUAUGCAUAUCUUUACCUGUCCCACACCACACGUAACUCUACUGUUCUUCCCAUACGACGUCAGGCCACACACGAACAUGAAAAUAUAGGCACAAGGGUAAAAGAGAAAACAAGACGUUCACCCCACGAAGAACAACCGAAACGUACAGUCUGUAGCACCUCUAGACAAAUACGAAUGGCACCUAUUGAUGCUUAA
This is a messenger RNA of Trypanosoma theileri, 348 nucleotides long. RefSeq lists its product as uncharacterized. NCBI's taxonomy places the organism in Eukaryota, Euglenozoa, Kinetoplastea, Trypanosomatida, Trypanosomatidae. The transcript has a single exon. The record is from RefSeq and is a predicted model, not a curated record. Bases 1 to 348 code for a protein of 115 amino acids.